Messenger RNA from Heterobilharzia americana, 783 nucleotides. Lineage: Eukaryota; Metazoa; Platyhelminthes; Trematoda; Strigeidida; Schistosomatidae. The record is from the annotation of a GenBank genome assembly.
AUGCUAAAAAAUAAUUACUUGCAUCGUGAAGGUCGGAGCAAAGAUGCGUCUGGAACACAGAUUGUUGAAGUUCAACCUUAUCUUUCCGAAAAACAACAGGAAAUUCCUGACUUAUCUUCAAUCUCACAGCAACUUACUGUUCCAUUCCACUUACCUUUACUGGAAAGACCAAUUCUCAUUGUCAUCACUACAGCUGUGGUAUCUGCUAUAUACCUGUUAUUUUGUCGCAGAAGUGACUAUUCUGCGUGUAAAAAAUCAUUUCAUGGCUUUAAUGUUCUUAUCACCGGUGGUUCAAGUGGAAUCGGUCUGUCUUUGGCAAAACUAUUUUACAGAGCUGGUGCAAAUGUUACAAUUGUCGCUCGUGACCGCAAAAAACUAGAGUCGGCUAAGGAAGCCAUAAAAUGUGUGAAAGACUAUGAUGUUUUGAAUGAAAUCUUCAUCAAACAUGUGGCUCUUUAUGGACCUAUUGACAUUUUAAUAAAUUGUGCUGGAUAUGCUGUUGCACGCAAGUUCUUGGAUACUUCUACAGAUGACAUUAAAGGCAUGCUGCAAACUAAUUAUUUGUCUGCUGUUCAUGUAACGCGUAUUUUACUACCUUCCAUGUUGGAUCAAAAAGUUCACCAAACCCAUGAGCGACGUAUUGCCUUUGUUUGCAGUCUUGCUAGUCAAUAUGCUUUACGUGGGUUUGCCGAAGUUUUGGAAAUGGAAUUGGGUUACAAAGGCCCAUAUGUAACAAUAGCUUUCCCGCCAGAUACAGACACCCCAGGAUAUGCUGUAAGUUGA